Messenger RNA from Ogataea polymorpha, 3872 nucleotides. RefSeq lists its product as uncharacterized. Gene Ontology annotation, biological process: DNA replication; DNA replication initiation. Gene Ontology annotation, molecular function: DNA replication origin binding. Gene Ontology annotation, cellular component: nuclear origin of replication recognition complex; nucleus. NCBI's taxonomy places the organism in Eukaryota, Fungi, Ascomycota, Pichiomycetes, Pichiales, Pichiaceae. Bases 1 to 1353 code for a protein of 450 amino acids. The transcript has a single exon. The record is from RefSeq and is a predicted model, not a curated record.
AUGGAUCCAACAGCUUCGCGGGUCCAAUGCGCGUUCCGAUCAGACCAACUGGAUCUUCUUGCAGCGUAUGCAAAUCCGGAAUAUGGUUUCAUGGCCCCGUCGAUGCUGGUCGAGGGCCCUUCUUCCUCAGGCAAAACGUACACUCUGCGCAAGUACUUUGAACAUUUGCAGCGGAAUGGGCAAAUACUGUUUUCAGAAAUCGAAUGCGAAUACUGUCUCACGCGCAAAACAAUCUUGCACACAAUUCUGCGCAAUUUGAUCAAUUUACUCGAACUGAACGUCCAGCAGUCCGCCGAAAUGAUUGGUAAAUGCGAUGGACUUGGAACUUUUGUGGAGGUGCUGAAACAGAUUGAACACAUAUACAUCAAUAUGUCCGACGGCGUGCGACAUCUGCCCGUGGUGUUUGUGCUCGAUCGCGUGGAAAGAUUGCUUCCAAAUGAAAACCCGUCAGAGCUUUGCACAGCGCUGUCGAGAGCCCAUGAACAGAGUUCAGCUCUUGAUUUGUUCACGUUUGUCUACGUGGUGAACCGCAGUGACUCGCUAAAUAUCCAAACUUUGGCCCUGCCUACCAUCGCUUUUACAUGCUAUUCCAUUAACCAGAUCAAGGACAUCUUGCUUGACCGGAUAACCGAUUCAAGCCCUUCGUUUCUUCCUCCCCUCCAGUUCAAAUCCUUUGCUCGACAAUUUCUUGAUAUCAUAUUAGACACUUACACAUCAUAUUUUGGUACAGAUAUUGGGCUCAUGGUCCCUGUGCUGGCAAAGCUGUGGCCGAUUUUCAUCAACCCGGUCACUGAGCUCGGGCGCAUCCAGAACGGCGUCAAUGACGUGCUCACCACUUUUCAGCGGAAUAAGUCAUUGCUGCAAAGCGAGCAGGGUCUCCUGGACGACCUGGCCAGUGCUGACAUUCCGUCGAGCGACCUGCCCAAGAAGACCAAGUACAUUUUGAUUGCAGCAUACCUUGCAUCUUACGACGACCCCAAAUACGAUCUAAUUCUGUUCUCGAAACAGAGAGAAGCGCGGUCGAACAGAAAAGUUCGUCAUUCCAAGAAAAAAAGCACUAAAUCAAGCGACCAGUUGUCUUCUCGGAUGCUCUCCCCCCAGGCAUUCACGCUCGAGCGGCUGUUGGCUAUUUUGCAUGCAAUAUAUGACGAGAACUGCGAGGAGCCUUUAUUGAACGACGUAGAGCUCUUAUCGGAACUAGCCACGCUCUCGACGCUCAAAUCUAUCAUGAAGCUGAAACUAGGGGACACCAUCGGAGGCGGCACCAAAUGGAAAUGCAACGUCAACUGGAGCGUUAUCAAGAAGUUCUCGGACGAAGUGGGAUUUGAAAUAGAAAACUUCCUGAUAGAUUAGAUCUCACCAUUCAUCUUUCUUCUCUGUUUGUAUCGUUCCUCCCACCUUCAUUGCGAUCUCCUCAAUAUCGUUAUAGUUUUCAUUAAAAAUGGGGCAAACCGAUCUCAUUUUUGUGCGAACCCGCUUGAGAACGUUAUCAUAUUUUUCAACGUCGGAAUCGUUAUUUGUGACUUGUGCUCGGCCGUUCUCAAAGAGAGUGUCAAUAAGCAUUUGCAACUCGGUCAGACUCUGUAAAAUCUUGGGGUACUGUCUAGGUUUACCCUUGUCAUCCGUUGUAGCACAGGCGUUGAUUUUUUGCUGCGUCUGAUGAAUCCAUAUUGCGACUAGUGCUUUAUACUGACCGAGGACCAGAAGACGCUGGAAACCGGUCUGGAUGCCAAGUUGCUUUCCUUCUAAAAACUGUUGUUUCGAGCCCUCCAGCUGCCCUUCGAUGAAACCUUCCUGAUAGUACUGGUUCUCAAGGUUCAACAGCGAAUCGAAGUCUAUGUCUUUUUGUUCGCAGGGCAUGGCGAUGAAUAAUUUUUUCAAUUUAUGUCCGAGAUAAAAAGACGGCGCAGACUGAGACAGGUCAAAACAGAUGUUUACGGAUCCGACUCAGACAGCGAAAACGAUGAGAAAAAGACGCUGGACAUGGAUGCCUUUGGCCAAGAGCUGGAGCUCGAUUCGAAUGAGAGAGUAGAGGAGGAAGACGAUCAGGAAGUCAAACUUGAGGCAUUCAACCUUGAACAGGAGACGGAGGAAGGGGUGUUCGAUCAAGACGGCAAUUAUGUGCGGACCAAGGAAGAAAGCGAAGACGAGUACUGGCUAGACGAGGUGAAAAAAGAAGAUAUAAAGAAAGCUCGUGCAGCCGAAUUGCGACAGGAGGAGGAGAGGCGGAAACAGCAAGAUGACAAGGCUCGGCGAUUGCGGUCUGCCAACGUCAACGAGGUUAUAGAGAAACUCUGUGAGCUGAUGGAGCCCGCGGAAACUGUGGUCGAAUUGCUUCAGCGGCUAAAUGGUGAGUCCAGAAGGUUAAGGAAGAAAGGUCAGAAGGAGCAUGAAAAAUGUGUGCGGGAGCAAAUUACGCAAGUGAUGAGCGCCGUUGAGGUGCUGGAAGAUGGAUUUUCAGAAAUCUACCAAGUUUCAAGAGAGGAGCUGAUGCGAAAGUUGCCCGCUGCCUCGGGCUCUGAACGCAAACGAAAAAGAGAGGACGAAAGUGCCAAUGUGUGGUAUUAUAGAUGGCCGGGACAGGAAGAAAUAUAUGGCCCCUAUGACUCAGCCACAAUGGAAGCAUGGCGCGAAACAUAUUUUAUCGAUAACCCGGUCGAGUACCGAAAAGGCAAUGAACCAUUUAGAUUGCUCGAUGAUUCCACAAUGUUCCUGUAGUGGAUCCCCGUAUUUCCGAUACGAUUACCUAAUUAAGAAUGCUGUCCGGGGUACAGGAAUUGACACCAUUUUUUAAAUUUCGGUUGCACGGGGCGCACGCCCCGUAUCCCCGUGGUCAAUUUGGCAUCCUGCAGCUUAUGAUAUAAAAGCAUGGCAUAUCCUUGUGAUGAGAGUCAAGAUGACUCCAAAGUGUAUUCUCAACCUCAAUACCGCUUCCAGAUGUUUUGUUAAACUCCAGGGGACGACAAUUCCAACAAAGUCGUUCGCCUCUUUCAGCAGAUCGCAAUAUUCCUACGCUGACAAGUACAACCAGAAAGACAUGAACAAAACUCCUGAGUUAAGAGAGACUGUCAGCAAUAACGGCGGGGCCGGUCUUGUGGAACAUUCUUCUAUGACGAUUAUUAAGAAUGCCGGUGACGCUCAUCCUUCUUACAACGACCAUAUCUCUGCUCACAAUGGUUUCACGCCGCUUGUGUCGGGCAGCGGCGCAGUCAGUGGACAUGGAUUUAUUUCGACGGGCGAUAUUCAGGAAUAAAUGCAUGGUUUAGUUUACGAGAUUUAUAUAAUGAUGAAUACGUUCUCAUACCGCUUAUCUCAUAGGUAUCUUCUGUCUGGGUAGUCUACCACUUUAUCGAAUUUCUCGUCGCCCACAUAUCCUCCUGCCAUAGCGUUCAGAACGUGCCUCUUGAACUGGGCAGGGUAUUUUGACAAGUCGUUGGCGGCGUCCUUGUUCAGGGGAUCGUUGGCAUUUGGCUGCAAAAACAGAUGCAGAAUUCCAGCAAACACCAACUGUAGAGUCAGUGUUGGUUUCCAGUCGUUUCGCAGGAUGUUGAGACAAACAUGGCCCUCCAGAUCGAUGUUGGGAUGGUAUAUUUUUUGCAGGCAUUUGAAUUCUGGAGCUCGAUUAGGAUAGUCUUCUGGAACCUCGCAGAUGAACUUGAAUUUGCCGCCCUGGUAUAAUCCCUCGUUGGGACAGACCUCUAGGUCGAUUCUCAUUGGAUUUGCUUCGUCAUACUUGAUGUUUAUUCCAGGAAUUUCCUCGUACUCUUGUAAAUCCUUUUUAGCACGGAUAUAUGCCACUGGAACAGACUGUGACACUGGUUUGCUGGCCUGCUCUUUCUGCAGCUUUUUAAGUUUGAGCUGGUGUUAGUGCC